Molecule: messenger RNA, 672 nt
Organism: Protopolystoma xenopodis
Lineage: Eukaryota; Metazoa; Platyhelminthes; Monogenea; Polystomatidea; Polystomatidae
Source: the annotation of a GenBank genome assembly
AUGCUGGCACUGUCUGCUGUUACUUCUGAGCUUCACUCUCCAAUUCUACAACCCACUUGCUCAGGGCACCUCACUCCUUGGCUUCGUGGACUCACACGUUCAGGCCAAAUUGAUACUCUUUGGGCUUGGGCUAGGGGCCGCCUAGCCUUGAAUGAAAAUGGGUCCCAAGAUUAUUCUGACCAAAUGUUCAAUUCCAAACCAGCGGAUAAAAUCUUACACCUUUCCUCUGAAUUUCGCCACGAAGCUUCUCUACUCUCCCAUUCUGCCCCGGGUAUGCCUAGUGUCACGGCUUCCAGUUCACGGAUAUCAGGCUCGCUUGUCGCUUCGUCCGAGUCUACUAGGCUGACUGGCGUUGGAAGGGAUUCUGGUUUAGAUCCCCUUCUUGGUGACCUUUACUCUCGACUCGACACUCUACAACCAAUGAUCCCAGAUCGACUUUCCAUCGCCUGUCUUGAGGCUGCGGGUGUUCACCUAGAGUCAAGCGACCCGAGACUGGCUCGAUUAGUUAGUCUCGCAGCUCAACACUUUCUUACUGACAUUCUUUCUGACUCGUUAGCUCAUUGUCGUUUAAUGGCUUCUACCUUAACCAAUGCUCCAACUUUGUCCGGAUGUGCCAUUGCUAGCGCUGCACCAACAUCAACACCAACAUCGGCUUCCUCUUCUACCAGGUAA